AUGUCAGGAAAAUAUCCUUCUUUUCCAAAAUUAACUGAUGAGGAAUUGGUUAACCAUGUUAUUCCAGAAAUGCAUCAGUGGUCUUUAGCAAAUGGACUAGUCAUGUACCCACCAAAUUUUAAAGAAGAAGGGGCAUCAACUGCUCCCACUACUGUAUUUCCAACGCCUUUACCAAGGGAAAGUUUUGAACAUGCAGUCAAUGUUCAAAAAUCAUACAACGAAUUAUAUGCUAAGAUAGCUCAAGAUAAAAGUAAUUGGUUACGUGAGGAAUCUAAAAAGCUAUCUAAAUUUGAUGUUGAAUUUACAGGGAGGUUGUGGAAAACCUAUCUGAAAGCUGAGGGGAAAGGAAUUAAGCAAAAGCUAAGAUUAGGUGUCUUUAGAUCUGAUUAUUUAAUUGAUAAAGAACGCAAUGCAAUUAAACAAGUUGAAUUCAACACUGUUUCUGUAUCAUUUGGUGGAUUGUCUUAUAAGGUCAGUCAAUUGCAUGAAUAUCUAAAUGAUUCGGGUAAAUAUUCCUUAAAUAAUGGAUUAAAGUUCUAUGAUAAUAUCCCAAUUUCUGAUUCAUCACAAAAGUUAACUGAAGGGUUGGCUACAGCAAUUAAGCAUUAUGACUCUCUAAAGGAAAACCCAAUUGUUGUCUUUAUUGUUCAGAAAAAGGAAAGAAAUGCAUUUGAUCAAAGACUAUUAGAAUAUAAUUUACUAACGAAUUAUGGCAUUAAAUCAAGAAGAUUAAUAUUAGAUGAAGUUAAAAAUUCUACCUAUAUGGAUUUAGAGAGUAAUAGAUUGUUUGUGAAAGCUACCGGUGAAGAAAUUGGUGUUAUAUACUUUAGAUCAUGUUAUUCACCAUCUGAUUUUGCUAGUGAGGAUGACUGGGAUACUAGAUUAUAUCUUGAAAACAGUUAUGCCAUUAAAGCACCUGAUUUAUUGACUCAAUUGUCAGGAACUAAGAAAAUUCAACAACUUUUAACUGAUAAAGAUAUUUUAAAAGACUACAUCGAAGACAAGGACUCUCUUGAAGAUUUGCACUCUACAUUUGUUAAAAUUUAUCCUUUAGAUGACUCUAAUUUGGGGAAACAAGGACAAAAACUUGCAUUUGAAUCUCCAAACAACUAUGUUUUAAAGCCACAAAGGGAAGGAGGUGGUAAUAAUAUCUACAAAGAAGAUAUCCCAGUUUUUUUACAAAAAUUAGAUAAAAAUGAUUGGAAUGCUUAUAUUUUGAUGGAAUUGAUUCAACCUGAGCCAACUACUCAAAAUGUUUUAGUUCGUGGAGGUGAAUAUUUUAGAGAAAGCAUUAUUAGUGAAUUAGGUAUAUUUGGAUGUGUGUUGUUCAAUGAUGAUGAUAUAUUAUAUAAUGAGUAUAGUGGUUGGUUAUUAAGAUCCAAAUUUAACUCUUCUAAUGAAGGUGGUGUUGCCGCUGGGUUUGGUUGCGUUGAUAGUGUUGUUUUAUACUAA
This is a messenger RNA of Tetrapisispora phaffii CBS 4417, 1452 nucleotides long. It is a transcript of the gene GSH2, whose product is annotated as glutathione synthase. The record is from RefSeq and is a predicted model, not a curated record. The transcript has a single exon. Gene Ontology annotation, cellular component: cytosol. The coding region runs from base 1 to 1452 and encodes 483 amino acids. Gene Ontology annotation, biological process: glutathione biosynthetic process. Lineage: Eukaryota; Fungi; Ascomycota; Saccharomycetes; Saccharomycetales; Saccharomycetaceae. Gene Ontology annotation, molecular function: glutathione binding; ATP binding; glutathione synthase activity.